AUGUGCCCAAACGAGAAGACCACUGUGGAUGUGCCCCCCGGGCAAAAUCAAGCAACGCAGGGCACUGCACCAGUGGUCACUGGGUCGAGCCCCGCGCCGCUGCCCACGGGUGUGAAAAAAGAGGCUUUGGCGGCUUCUGAGGAUCCUAUGGACGAGGCGGUUGCUAAUAGCACUGCGCCGGCGGUCACCGGUUUGAACACCGCGCCGGCGCCCUUUGGUGUGAACAAAGAGGCUUCGGCGGCCUUUGAGGAUCCUACGGACAAGGGGGCUGCUGAUACUCCUUCAAAGAUCGCCGACAAGGCGGUCGCUGAUCUGGUCACCGGAUCAAACAAAGCGCACACGGAGGCUUGUACGGAUGCUACGGACAAGGAGCGUGAUCCAUUUACGGAGGAAGAGCUCAGGCGGCUCUUUGACAUCGAGACCAAUACUGCGCCGGAGGUCAAGGAGGCGGCUACUGAUAGUCAACCAAACACCAAUAGCAAGGGCCAAAAGGCCAAACUCUCAAGUCUGCUCCGCCGUGCCCGCUCACGGGUGAUCUGCCUGCCAGGCAGAACUGCUAUUCCAGAUUCUGACAAGGACUCUAAUGAUGACCGUGAUCACAACAGCAACCCUGCUAACCCUGGCACACCCAACUAA
Molecule: messenger RNA, 636 nt
Organism: Puccinia triticina
Lineage: Eukaryota; Fungi; Basidiomycota; Pucciniomycetes; Pucciniales; Pucciniaceae
Exons: 6
Coding region: 1-636 (211 amino acids)
Source: RefSeq, a predicted model, not a curated record